AUGUUUGAGAUUAUUGGAUCCUUCUGGACACGUAAAGAUGCCGCACGAUUUUUGGUAAACAGCUGGAUGGGUGAUGAAUAUAAUAAUGAAUUGGUUGAGGAGCUUGGGCAUACAGGAAAUCCUAUUGAAGAUCAUGGUGAUUAUGGGGUCUCUGAUGAUAAUUGGGUACCUGAUCCAAGUAAUUUUUCUCCAGAAAUUUUAUGA
This is a messenger RNA of Dentiscutata erythropus, 204 nucleotides long. Lineage: Eukaryota; Fungi; Glomeromycota; Glomeromycetes; Diversisporales; Gigasporaceae. The record is from the annotation of a GenBank genome assembly.